This is a messenger RNA of Amorphotheca resinae ATCC 22711, 2233 nucleotides long. RefSeq lists its product as hypothetical. The coding region runs from base 497 to 1783 and encodes 428 amino acids. The record is from RefSeq and is a predicted model, not a curated record. The transcript has 2 exons. Gene Ontology annotation, cellular component: endoplasmic reticulum. Lineage: Eukaryota; Fungi; Ascomycota; Leotiomycetes; Helotiales; Amorphothecaceae. Gene Ontology annotation, biological process: transmembrane transport; nucleoside metabolic process. Gene Ontology annotation, molecular function: catalytic activity.
GUUGUCGAUGAAUCGAUCUCCUCGGGCCGGACAACUCUCCCCCGCGCCUUGGACCUCGCAUCUCGCAUCUUGAUAUGGCGCAUCCCUGACCGACUCGUGCCUGGUACCUGGGCUAAACACGGACGAUAAGCAGCAUCGAGACAAAGACGACCUUCUCCCCCGCGCUGCAGUCUACGCAGUCUACGCCGGCUUGGGGAAGUCCAGAGAUGAAGUUGCAUGGAGCGACAGGGUUCCACUUCAGGGCUCACACGGGCAAUUAUUGAGACGGCGUCCUGAUUCCGUAUUUAUCUCGUCAUCCACCCCCCCCGAACAUGGCUUCCAUUUCCCAUUUCCCACUCUUCCUCUCUCCUUCGUUCCCCCUCCCUUUCUGCCCUUGGGGUACAACCUCACUCUUUUGCUCGUGAUCAAUCUUUUAUUGCCUUGCCUUCCAUUGUCAUUUCUGGCUUGUGGUUGCGGUUGCAAUUGUGGGUGUAACUGAGAGAUCUUUUCUCCCAACAUGAGGUUCCCUCUUAUAUCUCUCCUUGCGGGAGCUACCCUUCUCUCCGCGUCUCCCGUAGUUGAGAAGAAAUCCGAAGAUAACCUGGUCGUCGUUCGAGAUGUCCAUGUAGUCUACUCAGACUGCGAAGUCAUCACUCCCAAGGUCUUCAUUAUCUCCAUGUUCAGCCCAGAAGCAGAUAUCUGGUACACCAACGCCGAAACCCCUGGCUCAAUUGGCAACCUCCUCGCACGAAAUAUCACCGUACCCGGCUUCUCUCCCCUCUUCCCGCAGGCACACUGUCUUGCCGAUGGCUCCGUCUGCCAGCUGACAACCGGCGAGUCCGAAAUCAAUGCCGCUACCACCAUCAGCGCUCUGAUGCACUCGAAGCUAUUCGACCUUACCAAGACAUACUUCCUGAUCGCCGGAAUCGCAGGCAUCAACCCAAAGCAGGGCACCCUCGCUGAUGUUGCCCUGUCCAAAUACGCGGUUCAGGUCGCGCUGCAAUACGAGUUUGACGCACGAGAGAUCCCGGAGAAUUUCACCACGGGAUAUGUGCCGCAAGGCGCCUACGCACCGGACCAGUACCCUGGAAGCAUCUACGGAACCGAAGUCUUCGAGGUCAAUGAGGCACUGCGCGAUCUGGCCGUUGGCUUUGCAAAGACUGCCAAGCUGAACGAUUCCUCUGCGGCCCAAGCCUACCGUGCACAUUACGCGGAUGCCGGCGAGACGCGUUACGCUGCCGCCGUCAGAGCCCCGGGAAUCAUCACCUGCGAUACCGCGACCAGCGAUGUGUACUUCUCCGGAGAGCUCCUGGGUGAAGCCUUCGAGAACACGACGACGCUCUUCACGAACGGCUCGGCCGUGUACUGCAUGACGGCGCAGGAAGACAACGCAACGCUCGAGGCCAUGAUCCGAGCCGCCAUCCGCGGCACCGUCGACUUCGCGCGCAUCAUCCUCAUGCGCACGGCCUCGGACUUCGACCGCCCCUACCCAGGCCUCUCGGAUCUCGACAACUUGUUCUACGCCGACCAGGGCGGCUUCGUGCCCGCCGUCGAGAACAUCUACCUGGCCGGCACGCCCAUUAUCCAUGGCAUCCUGCGCGACUGGGACAAAGUCUUCGAGAAGGGCGUCAAGCCGACGAACUACAUCGGCGACAUCUUCGGGACGCUGGGCGGGACGCCGGAUUUUGGUCCCGGCGCGGCAGCCGGCUACCCGCUGUUCGGGAGUGGCGGGUAUGCUGAAGACGAGCAACCGAUGAAGAAGAGGAGCCGCAUGGAUGCGUAUCAGAAGAAGAUGCGAAGAUAGAGAGCUCAAAUGCUGAUUAAUUGGGGGAUGUGGGAGGGGACGAUAGUUAGCUCCAACAUAAUAUCCCUUGCGCGUCGAUAUCUUCAUCUUCAUCUUUAUUCUCUCAGCGUCGCCAUGUACCCCCGGCGGAGAUACCAUAUAAGGUACCUAUCUAUAUAUGGGCCAGCAGGCUUUUCUAUCUAUCUAUCUAUCUACAUACCAUAUCAUUAAUCCUUAGGAAGGAGAGAAGGAGGGAAGAAAAAAAAGAAAAAGAGAGAGACGGGAAAAAAAAGAAACUUGCCAGAUGGUAUAAUAUUUAUUUUAUAUGUAUGCAUGAUGGAUCGUUCUAAAAGCAAUAGAAGGCAGACAGAUAUACGUUAGAGAUACCUGAUUUGUGGUAUCAUGAGCAAGGGUAAGAUAGAGGGUUAUUUCGAUAUCUAGAAAGAAAAAAAUAUAGAAGUCGUUUGCUGG